Erigeron canadensis is the source of this 943-nucleotide messenger RNA. RefSeq lists its product as uncharacterized. The transcript has 3 exons. Gene Ontology annotation, biological process: transport. NCBI's taxonomy places the organism in Eukaryota, Viridiplantae, Streptophyta, Magnoliopsida, Asterales, Asteraceae. The record is from RefSeq and is a predicted model, not a curated record. Gene Ontology annotation, molecular function: transporter activity. The coding region runs from base 229 to 642 and encodes 137 amino acids.
GAAUAUGAAACCAAACCAAAUUCAAAUUUGGCUUUCUUUUCUGUUUGUGUAAACUGAAUUUGGUCCAGUUUGCAAACCAGAAAAUUAAAACCUAGAAAGCCCAACCAAGUACACCAAACAAACUGAAAAUCGAACUGAAGAACAUGCCUAGCUGGUAUUAAAUAUUUGUUUUACAGUAUUCUAGCUAAUUGUGUUUUUCUUAUCAUAUUCCAGGGUUUCCCUACGUUCAUGGGUUUGUUGCAAGCAUAUUUGAAAAUUAACACAUCAAAACUCUCGCCAGAUGCCUUUCGUCAUAACAUUAGAGGAAGACUUAUUUAUAAUGUUUUCCCGGUGACUCUCGUUCAACCUCGUUGUGUUCUUCUGGACCAAAAUCACCUCGAGCUCUUGAACUUCUGGACGUGGCGGUAUGUGGUGAUUCGCCUUGUCUGCACCGUUCUCAUGAUAGCUUUUCAGCUCUGUGGGAUGUAUCCUCUUUGGGUUAACUGGGUGUUCUUCUUUAUCUUUAAUGUAUCGGCUUCAAUGGCAUAUUACACUGCUUAUGCUUUCUACCGAGCAUUUGUUCAAGAUUUCCCACGUUCGUCUUAUCGUGGGUUCCGUCAUUUCAAAUGGAUCUUCUUUGUCUGCUUUUGGCAGGAGGGUUGAUUCACUUUAGAGACGGUGCGAAUUCACAAUAUGUGACAUCCACCGCAUUUCUUUUCUAUUUGUCGGCUAAACACAAUAUUCAAGUCACUUGUGGUGAUAAAAACGCAAGGGUUUUGCUAAACAAGAGGUACGUGUAUAUUUAUAGUUGCUCGACUAGAUGCCAAAUGUUAGGCGGAAAUAAGAUUGUUGCUUGUGUAGAGCCUGGUUUAAACAUGUUUAACUACAAAUAACACGAAACAUAACAUACGGAUCAAUGCAAUACACUUUCUUGUCACUCAUCCUAACAUAUAUACCAAAUUAA